UCAAUGCUGAAGAUGGAGCCACUGAACAGCACCCAUGCCAGCACCUUCAUGACCAGCAGUCUCGGUGAAUCCCAUGUGUCCGACAGUGGCCACGGAAACGGCAACGAAUAUUUCUACAUCCUGGUGGUCAUGUCCUUCUACGGCGUCUUCUUGAUUGGCAUCAUGAUGGGCUACAUGAAAUCCAAGCGGCGGGAGAAGAAGUCCAGCUUGCUGUUGCUGUACAAGGACGAGGAGCGCCUCUGGGAAGAAGCUAUGAAACCACUGCCCAUGGCUUCUGGUCUGAGGUCGGUGCACAUGCCCCUGAUGCUAAACAUGCUGCAGGAGAGCAUGGCACCUGCUCUGUCCUGCACCCUCUGCUCCAUGGAAGGGGACAGCGUCAGCUCUGAGUCUUCGUCUCCCGACGUGCACCUGACCAUCCAGGAGGAAGGGGCGGAUGAUGAGCUGGGGGAGACUUCCGAGACGCCCCUCAAUGAAAGCAGUGAAGGCUCCUCAGAGAACAUCCACCAGAAUUCCUAG
Molecule: messenger RNA, 516 nt
Organism: Chrysochloris asiatica (Cape golden mole)
Lineage: Eukaryota; Metazoa; Chordata; Mammalia; Afrosoricida; Chrysochloridae
Gene: KCNE4
Product: potassium voltage-gated channel, Isk-related family, member 4
Exons: 1
Coding region: 4-516 (170 amino acids)
Biological process (GO): potassium ion export across plasma membrane; membrane repolarization during action potential; ventricular cardiac muscle cell action potential
Cellular component (GO): membrane
Molecular function (GO): potassium channel regulator activity; transmembrane transporter binding; delayed rectifier potassium channel activity
Source: RefSeq, a predicted model, not a curated record